AUGAGUAUAGAGGAGGCAUUGGGCUUUAAAAUUGACUCUAACUUGGGUCUUUCACAAAAUUUGAAUAUGGAAUUACCUACGGCAGCCGAAGUGAGUCGAGAUUUAUUUGCUGAAGAGGCUGAUACAUUGACAGAAAAGUAUAAAGAUUCUGUAGGCAAGUCAGAUGACUGUAGUAGUUUUCAUUCUAAUAAUUUUACCUCUGAAAAUUUGAAUGCUGAAAAAAAGUUAGAACACCUUGUGGAUAAGUUUGAUGUUAAUGAGUUUUUAAUGAGAAAUAAUUUUGAAUAUACACCAUUAGAUAGUCUGAUUCGAGACAUGGAUACCCUUUCUGGAGUUAUUGAUUCAACUUUAGUAGAGGAGGUUUCUGAGAAUUAUGGCCCAUACUUGGAAUUUUGCAAUACAUAUUCGGCAGAUGAUAAUGAAGUUCUAUUAGAAUUACAACGUGCCAAAUCAGAUAUUAGUAAUUUUAAAGAAAAUUUGGACAAAGUUACAAAUAAAGAACUAGCACGCAGUAAAGAAGUAAUAACAGAUACAUUAGAAUAUUUGCAUAGAUUAGAUGAAAUGGGCCAAUUAUUAGAAAACCAUACUAAAUUAGCAGAGUCACUUUCCAUUGCAACAAAAUUAGGCAAAACUUUACAUUUGUUGUGCGGCAUUGAUGAAUUAAAUCAAACGGUAUGUAAUUCCUUAAUAUUGCAAUCAUAUAAACAAGUGAAAAGAUCGAAUGAGUUAUUAGUUUCUUUAGCGGAUAUUUCAUCUUUAAGAAUGAGAGAUUUAAGAAAUGAGUAUAAUGACAUGAUACAAACUUUCCAAAUAUCUUUGAAAUUAUUGACUGAUAGAUGUCUUAAUGAACCGAAAAAAUAUCGAUCUUUGGCUGACACCCUCUUAAAAACAUUAGGCCAAAUGAAAAAUUGA
Molecule: messenger RNA, 912 nt
Organism: Henningerozyma blattae CBS 6284
Lineage: Eukaryota; Fungi; Ascomycota; Saccharomycetes; Saccharomycetales; Saccharomycetaceae
Gene: COG2
Product: Golgi transport complex subunit COG2
Exons: 1
Coding region: 1-912 (303 amino acids)
Source: RefSeq, a predicted model, not a curated record